UGAGGGGCUGGCGGGCUGGCGUCUUGGGUCCAGGCCGGGGAUCUGACCCGUGGUUGCUGUCCCCGGAACCCACAGCGCGGCCCAUCUUGUGCUGGCCAUGAGGCCGCAGCAGGCGCCGGUGUUCGGAAAGGUAUUCAUUCAGCGAGACUACAGCCGUGGCACACGCUGUCAGUUCCAGACCAAGUUCCCCGCGGAGCUGGAAAACCGGAUUGAUAGGCAGCAGUUUGAAGAAACGGUUCGAACUCUAAAUAGCCUUUAUGCAGAAGCAGAGAAGCUUGGGGGUCAAUCAUAUCUUGAAGGCUGUUUGGCUUGUUUAACAGCCUACACCAUCUUCUUCUGCAUGGAAACUCAUUAUGAGAAGGUUCUGAGGAAAGUCUCCAAAUACAUUCAAGAGCAGAAUGAGAAGACAUAUGCUCCCCAAGGCCUCCUCCUGACAGAUCCCAUUGAGAGAGGACUUGGAGUUAUUGAAAUUACCAUUUAUGAAGACAGAGGGAUGAGCAGUGGAAGAUAAACCAUGGAAUUGAAGAUCCCAGCUCCAGCUGGGAACCUCAUCUCUCCACGGGCUGAUCGCAGAGCUUCCCCUACCUCCUCUACAGAGCCUCAUUCCUUUGGAUCUGCUGCCAGAGCCACGGUGCCAUUUACUCCAAGGACUAACUCUCUAAAAUUCCACACCUGGAGUGACCGCUAGUCGCUCAGCAUCCACUUUUUGUCUCCAAAUUGUGUAGGACUCUGUAAUCUUUUCAUUAGUUUCUGAGAAAACACAAUGAAGCAUUUCACUUUUUUUAUUCAGAGCCAUUAAUGAAAUAUGCAGUUGGUUAGCCCAACGUCAAGUUUAUUUAUCUGCCACCAACACCAAUGGUUCUCUUCAUUCCUUGGGCCAGCUUCCCAGGUGGCUAUAGACCUCAAAGUCAUGUCUUAGCCAGUGCUCAGUCUCAUUCCCCCAAAUUAACAAAAUGCUUUUCUUCAGGAUUUUAGUAUAGGGUAGGCUGUGUCCCUGGUGUUGCUAAUGCAUCUCCCAGAUUUCAAAGAACUAUCAGUUUUGCCAUGAUUCAAAUCUUAAAGAUCUAUUUCUGUUGUUAAGUUUCUCAAACUGAAGUCCAUUGGAAAAAUAAUGUGUUCUUUGUGUUAUUAUAGCAAUUAUUUCUAAUAAAAC
Molecule: messenger RNA, 1153 nt
Organism: Eptesicus fuscus (big brown bat)
Lineage: Eukaryota; Metazoa; Chordata; Mammalia; Chiroptera; Vespertilionidae
Product: golgin subfamily A member 7-like
Exons: 1
Coding region: 98-511 (137 amino acids)
Biological process (GO): peptidyl-L-cysteine S-palmitoylation; protein targeting to membrane; Golgi to plasma membrane protein transport
Cellular component (GO): Golgi stack; palmitoyltransferase complex
Source: RefSeq, a predicted model, not a curated record